Coregonus clupeaformis (lake whitefish) is the source of this 1680-nucleotide messenger RNA. Its product is annotated as zinc finger protein Gfi-1b. Gene Ontology annotation, molecular function: DNA-binding transcription factor activity, RNA polymerase II-specific; RNA polymerase II cis-regulatory region sequence-specific DNA binding. Lineage: Eukaryota; Metazoa; Chordata; Actinopteri; Salmoniformes; Salmonidae. The transcript has 5 exons. Bases 513 to 1403 code for a protein of 296 amino acids. The record is from RefSeq and is a predicted model, not a curated record. Gene Ontology annotation, biological process: regulation of transcription by RNA polymerase II.
AAUUACCUCCUUUAUGAAUAGAUAGGGAAAACUCAGCUGGAAAAUACUUGGUACUUCCUUUCAACAUAUUUGAAUGGAUUUCAUUAUGGAGCUAGUUUUUAUGGUUUAAAAAUGUUGUCUUCAUAAUUUUUGUGUCAGCAAAACCCACAGCACUGUUCCUUUCGGAGUGGUUGUGUGACCAGGGCCUGUAUUCAUAAAGCAUUUCAGAGUAGGUGUGCUGAUCUAGGAUCAGGUCCCCCCUGUCCCUGUUAUCAUAUUCAUAAUGAUCUGAAAAGGUAAAACUAAUCCGAGAUCAGCACUCAUACUCUGAGAAGCUUUAUGAACACGGCAGUGUAGUAAUUUGACAGUGUAAGUCAAAGUACUGCUGCCACCUGCUGUAUGUUGGUUGAUAUGAAUAACACCUGGACUAUGUCAAUUUUCAUGUACUCCAUAUUGCAGGGUCUUAUACUUUCCUUCCAUUAGAUUGAGUCUACAAAACCCCCUGUGCCCCUGUUGCUUCUCGCAUCCCCACCAUGCCUCGUUCUUUCCUGGUGAGGAGGGGGGGCUCUCACCUUCUGCGCCCCAAAGCAGGUAGCCAAUGCUUGGGCACGACUCUGGUGCCAGUGGGUCCCCCAGAAACAGAUAAGAGGCAGUGGGGUACCCUUCUUCAGGGACAGCCGUCACCUAAGAGUGCAGUGUCUCUAGUGACACACAAUGAGGCCUACUCACCACAGCCCUCUCCACCUCCAGCCCUCCACCCUGCCUCACAUAGUCACCGUUACCUUCACCCCACUAGUCCCAUGUCUUCAGAUGGUAGAGCUGCACUGCACCACCACUCUACCUCCCCGUUCAACCCUGGCAGCCCUGCUGAGGAGGUGGGCUCUCCCCUCCUGGGGGAGACCCGAUACAGAGACUGUCCCCAGAUCAGUGACCACAGGACCACUGGGACUGAAUGUCCAUGGUGUGGAAAGUCUGAGUCCCAUGUCCACAAGUUCCAUGGUGGCAGACACAAGCAGUCAUCAUCAGCACACACCAAAACUGACAGUCAGCCAUAUGGCUAUAGGCCAGACCUGGGUUUGAGCUACAGGGUCAAGGAGCGUACGUAUGGCUGUAAGGUGUGUGGGAAAGUGUUCAAGCGCGCCUCCACCCUGUCCACUCACCUGCUAAUCCACUCUGACACACGGCCCUACCCCUGUCAAUACUGUGGCAAAGGAUUUCACCAGAAAUCUGAUAUGAAAAAACACACCUUCAUUCACACAGGUGAGAAGCCCCAUGUGUGCCAGGUGUGUGGCAAAGCCUUCAGCCAGAGCUCCAACCUCAUCACCCACAGCCGUCAGCACAGUAGUAACCAGCCCUACCACUGCCUCUAUGGCUUCCAGCGCAAACAGGACCUGAGACAAAACCAGGAGAACCACUGUACAUAGAGCUUUAGACUAAGACCCUGGCAAAGAGCUGAUCUGAGCUCAGUUUUCACAAUUGGGAGAACCACAAUGACGACAGCAACUCAGACACCCUCACAUGGUCAUAGCUGGCCCCAGUUAUUUUUUUCAUUAUAAGGGGCACCACUGCACAAGCUAAACAGAAGCUGGGGAUGGAUGGAAGGGAUGGAUGCUUCACUCAAAAUUCUAACAUUUACCUUAACUGUAGUCGAUUCCCGACUAUAUAUAUUUUGCCUACAUAUACAGUGGGGAAAAAAAGUUU